This is a messenger RNA of Meleagris gallopavo (turkey), 3369 nucleotides long. The record is from RefSeq and is a predicted model, not a curated record. NCBI's taxonomy places the organism in Eukaryota, Metazoa, Chordata, Aves, Galliformes, Phasianidae.
AAGAACUAAUGCUGAAUGUGUCCGUUUUCAUUUUUCUUUCCAGGUUCCACCCAGCUGAUGUUUAAUGCAGUAGAUUUUGUUGAAAAAUAUGCCUGUAAUGAUACAGUGGUUUUACCUUGCAUCGUGAUUAACCUAAAGGAGAACAAUGACAGCAGCAUGCAUGUUUCAUGGAAGAGACAAGGACAAGUAAUUUUUUCUUUCAGUGGACCAGAACAGCGCAUUUACAGGCACGAGUCGGUUCCAUCAGCUAACUUCCUUUCUAAGAUGGAUUUAUCUAAGGGUGUUGCCUCACUACAACUUAAAAAUGCAGAAGCAACGGAUGGAAAUUACAGUUGUGAAGUAACAGAAUUAAACAGAGAAGGAGAAACAAAGAUGGAACUUAGAACUCACAUGGUUGACAGUUGCGACGAGGAAAAACCUCCAACACCAGUGGAUAAGUGUGAACGACAGUUCGACCUAAUCCAAAGUAUUGUCAUCGCAGCGUUGCUGGUCUUCAUUAUUGUUCUUUGCUGGGCUCAGUUAGGUGUUAUUGCAUUAAAAUGUGAAACUGUACGUAAGAAGAAAAAGCACAUUACUGUAGCAUGUAGCAUCUUCACAGUCGUUGCUGUUGUAGCUGUUGUGCUUUUUAUCCAAGAUGGCAGUAUUAGCAUGAAUCAAAUUGGUCUUGCUUUUACCGUACUACCUGCUGGGAUGCUGAUGGUGCUUCAAUACUCUAUAUUUAAAAUGGUUCUGGACGAUCUAACACACAAAGGAUAUGCACUGAUGGGCUUUCAAGUUGUGGGUUACAUAGUUGCUGUAGUUGGCUUUGCACUGUCUGUCUCAGCCUGUCCUUCAGUCCUCCUGUCUGUUGUAAUUGCCGGCUUAGUUGUUAUGGCUGUUGCGGAUCUUCUUGCUCUGGUUUAUGUCUAUAGUUGUUCCAGAAUGAAAGAUCAUCAAACUCCAAGGAAAGCUGUAGAAGAACCACUAAAUGAUACAAAAGGAGUGAUGUUAGAAUGAUGUAUUAAAGACAGAGACCGAACCUACUGCAGAAAUGAGUGAUGUGUGAGAAGUACACCAUUGUUUAUACGCCGUGGCCUUGAAGAUGCACUACUCAAAGAGAAGAAAUUCAGGAAACUCGUUGUUUUGCAUGUGUGGCAAAAGUGCUUUUGAUAUAAAUGAUGUAAUUUUAUAUAGUCACAGCAGUAGCGAGGGACGUGCGUGUUUGCCCAAGUGUGACCUUUAUUUCUUUUGUUACGGUAUAUAUGGUGUGGUUGAGGGUGAGAAUAUAAAAAGCACUGUUUGCCCACUACAGCAUCUCCCUGCAGUAUACUUAGUGGUAUUACUUUCCAAAGUUAUCAUCAGUCACUGCUUUGAUAAUGGGCCUGCUCUGCCCAAAGAUUGCAAUACCAUUUAGAAUAUUGUUUUCUUUAUUUGUGUGCAUGGGCAAGGUAUGGUAGUAAUGUCUGUGAUACAAGCAGGAAGCAGGAAUUGUACAAAUAUUUUUUCCAACGUUCAGCAGAAUUUUUAUAUAAAAAUAAAAUGCUUAGACACAAAGUUGUAUAAAUGCAAAUUUUACUGCCAGCUCUCCUUUAGAGAUUAACCAAGAUAUCUUAAUUCCACAGAAUGGUAAUAUUCCUGUCAAUAGACAGCACUCAUGUAUGCUGUGGUGGCCAAUACUUUAGUCUGGCGAGAGAGCUCUCAGUGCCUCUUAUGUUUUCUUUGAGCAGCAGCUCAGCUUUCAGAGCCUAAUUCAGCACGGGAAUUACAGAGCAUUUAGUAAUUUUCACACUGAAUGUGGUUCACGUGUUUGUUCAUGUUGUGGAGUUUGUGGUACUGGAACCACACACAGUUUCAGGCUCUCUUAAUGAGUGUAUUUGUAAAACACGUUGAUGCUUCAGAAGAAAUUGAAUUGUCCUAUUAGUGUUUUUAAAUCUCUUUUCUUGAAUGGAGAUUGGAGUUAUUUCAUUUCUGACCCAAAUUUGUGUUUGUGUUAUGUCACAGAUGCAUAGAAUAGAAUUUGUGUAGGAGGAGUUGAUGAGAAGUGAGGAGGUUUAGCUGCUGUUACACAUAAGUGGCACAGAUAAAAAUCCACAUUAGAUUGAUUCUAUAGAACCUGCACAUUCCAUGAGAUUUUAGUGUUUUACAGCUGUUUUGAGAGUUGUUCCAAUGUAGCUGGCUUCUCUUGGACUUCAUUGAGAGUUUGCAGAAAACUUCUCCCCAGCUCCCAUUUGUACUAGGCUGAUUUCAAAGGCACACGUGGUUCUCUCCUAAUGAUUUAAAACUUUCUUUAGAAAGCUGUUGCUGAACAGUAGUGUAAUAAUAAAAUCCAUUUCUUAAAGGGUAUUGACUAUUAUAACAAGUUUCAGGAUUGGAUGUUACGAAACAAGGGUUUGUAGCCAUGCUGCAGCUGUGUGUUGCAGACAUCCACGUGCAGGCUCCAUCCAAGUCUCAGUGCAGACAGUUUGCAUCGAGAAUUCAACUAAAUGAAAUUGAAAUAUCCAAUCUUAGAAUAUUCACUCUAACAGUCCUGUUGCAAAGGCUGCAGUACUGAACCACCAAAACAGCCCUUGGUCCAACUUUCCCUAAAAUAAGUUAAAUUGGCCACAGUGUAGAGAGUUACUUGUGAUAAAGUGUUUAAGAAGCAGAUGCAAUUUACUUGUUUGUCAGUGGGAAUAUUCCUAUCAGAUUUCUGCUCCUCGUAUAUGAAUCUUCUCAAUACAGGUCUUUCCAUAGUCAUAGCGAUCCACCUAGAGAUGGGAGACGUUCUUCUGUGUUAACGAUUCAAUAUUGGAAUUUAAUCUGAUUGAGAUUUGCUCCUCAUUUGUUAAUGAUUCUUUUUGGUUUGUUGUAAGUAGAACAGUUGAGGAAUUAAACAAAACAAACACACUGGAAUUCUCUUGAGCUAUCCUGCCUUACAAAACAAACAAACACGUAUAAUAGCUUUAUGUUAACUACUGUAAAGGAAAUUGCAGUAGAAUCCGUUGUGUGUCUCUGUGGUGAUGAGGCCAGGCUGUUACUAGGGUACUGCUGAAACAUUUAGAACUCAGUGGCUGUGUACAGCCUGCAGAAUCAAUUGCUCUAGAAAUGAGAGAAACCCAGUGUGCUGUUGCUAAGGGCUCUCCUCUGGGUUUCUUGGAGGUGCAAAUUUAACAGUGAGAGUUUCAAAAGUCAUUGAUCUGCCCAGCCCUUUCCCACCAGUGAUUAAAACCAAAGUUCACAACUGUAUGACACCAUUCGUGUUUGUAUGUAUGCGUGUAUAUAUAAAUGCAUAGACAUUUUAAAUAUCUAUAGUCUUUAUCAAGAAUGUUUUUAUUUAUGAAACAUGAAAUGAUUUUGUAAAUAUUGUGCUAAUAUACUGAAAUAAAGUCAUUUUAAGUUGUUUUUGUCAGA